AUGCAUAUAAUAGUGAGACGGGCAGCGACAGGCUUCGGCGCACCAGUCUACAGCUCGCUGUGCACCAGCAGACUCACCGGCAGCCGCAGGCUUUUUAACGCAAUGGCCGAGAUCUCGUCAGAAGAAGUGGUGUUCAACAAGCCAAAGGUUGAGCUGCACGUGCACCUCGAUGGAGCCAUCAGGGUGCAGACGAUUUUUGAUGUUGCCAAGAGACGCGGCAUCCCUCUGCCAGCAAAUACCGUGGAGCAGAUGAAGCAGAAUAUUAUCCUUGAAGAGCCUGCCACCCUCACCAAGUUCCUGGGCAAGUUCGCAGAGUACAUGCACGUUGUUGCUGGAGACAGAGAUGCCAUAAAGAAGAUAGCCUAUGAGUUCGUCGAGGACAAAGCCAAGGAGGGAGUGAUUUAUGUUGAAGUCAGAUACAGCCCACAUUUGCUGGCUAACACUAAAGUGGAUCCAAUACCGUGGAACCAGAAAGAAGGUGACCUGAGCCCAGACGAGGUGGUGAAACUGGUUAACGAAGGCCUCAGCGAGGGGGAGAAGGCCUUCAAAAUCAAAGCCAGGUCCAUUCUAUGCUGCAUGCGCCACAUGCCAAGCUGGUCCAUGGAUGUGGUGGAGCUGUGUAAGAAAUACCAGUAUGGUGGUGUGGUUGCCAUCGAUCUGGCAGGUGAUGAGUCACUCAACUGUGAAGCCAAUCCAGAGCACAGGAAGGCCUACGAGGAAGCAGUGCGUUGUGGGAUCCACAGGACAGUUCACGCAGGAGAGGUGGGCCCCCCGUCCGUAGUGAAGGAGGCUGUAGAAGUGCUGAAAGCGGAACGAGUUGGACACGGUUACAGAACCCUGGAAGACCAAGUUCUGUACAAAAAACUGCUGGCUCAGAACAUGCACUUUGAGGUGUGUCCUGUUUCCAGUAAGCUGACAGGUGCCUGCAACCAAGACUUCACCAAGCAUCCUGUCAUCACGUUCAGGAAAGACAAGGCAAACUACUCCCUGAAUACAGAUGACCCACUGAUCUUCAACUCAAGCCUGCAGGACGACUACAUCACAGCGUACAAAUACAUGGGAUUCACAGAGGAGGAAUUCAAACGACUGAACAUCAAUUCUGCACAGUCAUGCUUCCUGCCUGAGAAGGAGAAGAAAGAGCUCGUCUACAGUCUCUACGAGGCCUAUGGGAUGAUAAAGACGACUGCCUUUUAAACCUGGCAAAGAAAGAAAUCGAAGGAGGAAGCGUGAACUAACCCAGGGACAAAUUCUCUUAAUCUCACCCACCUGACAGCAGAAUGUCUUCUUCCUAAGUGUAACCAGACAAAAACCUACAACAUGAUAUAUGAAACUUGCUGUUUAUCGUAUGGCUGCUGCCUUCAGCUUACAUGUUUGUACAUCAUCAUGAUCUUGUCAGUAUUCCAUUUAAGUACUUGGAUACCUUUUAAUAUUUAAGUCUACAGCUCAGUUUGCACGGGCUGUCUUGGUGCUCUGUAAGGUCUUAGAUCUUUGUUUAUAUGAAACCUCUGGAUACAUUCUUCAUCUUGUGUUUACAUCCUGUUGUCAUAAAGAGAAUCAGGGAAGCUGUUGGUGCACAAUUACUCAACAGUCUGAACGCUUUCUCAGCAUGUAAGGGAAGGAGAAGAGGGUAUUUGUUUAUGUCUUUGGUUGAAAACAUGUGGUGAGGGAUAAUUGAUGGAUUUACUACUUAUGAAGUUAAAUAGGGCGUACUGUGAAUAUCCAUCGUUUGGUUUAAGGGGGAAGUAAUGGGAUCAAGUGUCAGAAACGUGUGCUUUUUACCCUAAACACUUAACAAAUGCAAAACAGCUCAAUACCAAAAGUGUAAUCUCACAUUAGAACACUAGGGGACGCAGUACAGUCACCUAGAUGAACAAACCACAGCUGACCGACUGUGGUUCUUCUUUUGAUGUAUAUAUUUAUUUAAAACAUUUUAUUUCACUCCCUAAAAAGAGCACUUCCAGUUAUAACAGACACAUUUAUGACACUUAUGAAAAGUAUCUUUGACCAUAAUAAAAGCUAUAACCAAA
Molecule: messenger RNA, 2027 nt
Organism: Anoplopoma fimbria (sablefish)
Lineage: Eukaryota; Metazoa; Chordata; Actinopteri; Perciformes; Anoplopomatidae
Gene: ada
Product: adenosine deaminase
Exons: 11
Coding region: 1-1194 (397 amino acids)
Biological process (GO): purine ribonucleoside monophosphate biosynthetic process; adenosine catabolic process; T cell activation
Cellular component (GO): external side of plasma membrane; cytosol
Molecular function (GO): adenosine deaminase activity
Source: RefSeq, a predicted model, not a curated record